UGCGUCUUGCCGCUUGUUAGUGACUUGCGGCUGUUAUUUAUCGUCAAUUCGCAGGAAGAGCAGUACUACUCCGAGCAACACUCCUCCUUGAUUAACAAGGCCUACCAAACCCUCCUGAACCCUUUGAGCCGUGGCCUCUAUCUACUGGAGCUGAAUGGAGUAGAGCCGGCACAAGAGACAGACUGUGAUGCAGACUCAGCAUUUCUCAUGGAAAUCAUGGAAAUCAAUGAGAAAUUAGCAGAGCCUAAAAAUGAGGAUAUCCUUGAAGAAAUUGGAACUUUAAUUAAAGUUAAACAAGAAGAACUGACCAAAGAAGUGACUGCAGCUUUUGAAAGAGAUGAUCUUCAGGAAGCUAAGAAGCUUCUAGCCAAAAUGAAGUAUUUUGCAAACUUAGAGGAUAAACUAAAGAACAAGAAGAUCCCUUCCUGAUGCUGCCUCCUUCACUGUUAAGAGUUACUGUUAUUCUCAAUUAAAGACCUGAUUUACUACCAAACUCAGAAGAGUGGUGCUUGUUCCCUACCUUGUCAUGAAAUAUGAAGAAUUUGUUUUAAACUGAGAGUCCUGGAUGAAAUGUUGGGGAUUAAGCUCAUUCGAUAGGUCCUUCGAGCUCCCUGUGGUCUCCCUGCGUGUGUUCCAUGGAGACCACCUUGAAACACCUUUACGGGCAAGAUGUAUUUAACUCCUAUCAUCUGUCCUCUCUGCUACCUCAUGCCUUUUGUGACGUUCGUCUCAGUCUGCCUGAACUGACCCUCAAAACUAGAAGAGGGUUUACCCUCUUGCAGAGUUUAAAAUGUUAAGACGCUAGAUUAGGGCAAAGGAAUAAACCCAGACUCAAACCCUGGAAGCUGUUUUGUUAGUACCCUUUUAGGAAACAAGUCUUUCUAAUAAACUUCAUUGCAAAUAACCGUAAUUCAGCUGGGAGCUGUAGUAUUUUUAUACAGUUACAGCAGUAGGACUAGAUGAGGAAUGUCCUGAAGUCUUUCAAAGAAGUUAUUUAAGUGAAAAGCAGCAACUAAAUACCCCAAUUUAUAUAUAAACUGGAAUAUUUCAAAUGCUGGUUUCUCAGUAGGCCAGUUCUUAUUUGGGUUUUACCACCUCAGAAUAUUUUAUUCAGUAAAGGAGUAACAUAUAUUUGAUCACCCAAAUCUGAAGAUGGGGCUCGGAAAUAAAAGAAGAGCUACUGCAUUAUCUGAAGAAAUCUGCCGGGGAGGAGGAAUUCACUGAACACCCUUUCUGCAGCCCUACAACAUCAAGUCUUCUACGUAUAAUAUAAUACGGUUUUAAUAGCAUUUCAGCAAUACAUGUAUUUCAGAAAGAUUAACUUGCCUUUAAUUAAACUUCCUCUAAUACACAGGAGGAUUUAAUAAGCUACUUGUUCGUGGUAUUACACUGCUAAUCUAGAAGACGCUGUUC
Molecule: messenger RNA, 1413 nt
Organism: Egretta garzetta (little egret)
Lineage: Eukaryota; Metazoa; Chordata; Aves; Pelecaniformes; Ardeidae
Gene: HSCB
Product: HscB mitochondrial iron-sulfur cluster cochaperone
Exons: 4
Biological process (GO): [2Fe-2S] cluster assembly; protein complex oligomerization
Cellular component (GO): mitochondrion
Molecular function (GO): protein-folding chaperone binding; ATPase activator activity
Source: RefSeq, a predicted model, not a curated record